Amborella trichopoda is the source of this 1870-nucleotide messenger RNA. RefSeq lists its product as uncharacterized. The record is from RefSeq and is a predicted model, not a curated record. Lineage: Eukaryota; Viridiplantae; Streptophyta; Magnoliopsida; Amborellales; Amborellaceae.
ACGUGCCGCGAAAAUGGAAUGGACAUUACCUUGCGUUCUUAAUUGCUUCUCUUUCUAUUUCUUUGUAGCCCCAACUGUAAUCGUACCUUCGCCAUGACUGGGGAGAAAAUCAUUAUUAGUGUCCGUUUCUUCUGACGUGACCUUCAUUCCCUCCAUUUCCACUCCUUUUAAGCCAUGGCCUCUCGGUGAUCUUUACAGAAAAUUAGGGUUUAUUCACAUAGAGUCUGUGUUCUGGGGCGGGGAAUCCGGUGUUUUGAGCAGAGAACUUGGUUUCGUGGGGAAUAUGGAUUUUCCAGUGGCUAGUUUUUUCCUGUAGAAAUUCACAUUCUGCAGAUAAUCAGGGGUUUUGAGCUACUAUCUAUUAGCAGAGAUCUGAGCAUUGUGGAAAGAAUUUGACAUUUUGCUGAGGUUGGGCACUUUACGGUGAAUUAGGGCUGUUCAGGUACUGGUUUUUACUUGGAGAAUUGGAGGAAUUGGCAUUUUGUUUAGAAUUAGGAUAUUUUGGGAGGCUAGGGUUUCGCAGAGCUUGGAGCGUGGAUGGAAAUGGAGAAUUAUAUUGGAGACUCUGAAACGAGUGAUAAAAGAGAUGAGAUGGAGAAGAACAAAGUGGGAUUGCUAAGGGCUUUGGUCGAGGCUCAAGAUCCAACUGCUAAGGAUGUUGACAAUCUUAUGCUUAGAAGAUUUCUGCGUGCUCGUGAUUUAGAUGUCAAAAAGGCAUCUAUGAUGUUCCUAAAAUACUUAAAAUGGAGGCGUGCAAUGACACCUAAUGGUUACAUCUCUGAGGCAGAUAUCCAGAAUGAACUUGCACAAGAAAAGCUUUAUAUGCAAGGGAGGGACAAGAAAGGAUGCCCCAUAGGAGUCAUAUUUCCCAGUAAACACAAAUGUUGUCAGAGAGAUCUCGAUGAGUUGAAGAAAUUUGUAGUUUAUUCUCUCGACAAGUUAUGUGCCAGCAUUCCUGAAGGUCAGGAAAAGUUUGUCAUUAUUGAAGACCUCAAAGGAUGGGGCUAUGCAAAUUUUGAUAUCCGUGCAUAUGUUGCAGCCCUCAAUAUAAUGCAGGGUAUGCUGAUGGUUAUGUUGAAAGAUGAAUGGAGUUUUUUGAAAGUGGCCCUCAGUGGUUCAACCUCGGGAUUGUUACCCAGAGCGGCUCCGCAAGGUCUUCCUGAUCCAUGUGCCUUACAUCUUCUUGACUGCGUGGAAAAUUAUCUACCCAUUUAUUGAUAAGAACACACGAAAGAGGAUUGUUUUUGUUGAAAAUAAAAAUCAGCAGUCAGUGCUGCUGAAUGAAAUUGACGAAAGCCAGCUUCCUGAGAUAUAUGGAGGAAAAUUACCCCUGAUUCCUAUUCAAGAUUCAUCUUACUAGCUCUACCUUUAAAAUCUGGAGAGUAAAAACAUCCUUAACUGUGCUGGUAUGUACAAUAUUCUUGUAGUUCUAAUAAUGCCAUGAUAGGAGUGUUAAUCUUAGUAUGCAUAGCCACAAGCCCUUCAUCUCCUUACCCGCUAAACUUUCUCUCUUUCUUUUAAUGGUACCAUCUAAACUUGCCAAGAGUGUUGAUCCCUUUCCCCUUCACAAGAAGAAAAAAGGGCAAAGCAAAGUACUGUUCCUGAAGUUGAGAGUGGAAGAACCUUAUUUAUUUACCUUUUAGAAUCUAUUUGAUUCUAGAUGUAUCUUUCUAAGAAGAGGCUUUGUGAUCCUAAUAAUUAUGGGUUGUUUAGCUUGAGCUCUUGUUCAUUGGUAUUAGGUCUCUGUGAAUCUUUAUGCCCUAGUUUGGUUGUGGCAUCAGUAUUUUGCUUAGGGCACGUUUGGUUUAUGUGAAAAUACUCUUGUAUAUAAGCAUUCAAAUCACAUAAUUCUCUUUUGAAUGUGCUAAUA